Molecule: messenger RNA, 1472 nt
Organism: Elaeis guineensis (African oil palm)
Lineage: Eukaryota; Viridiplantae; Streptophyta; Magnoliopsida; Arecales; Arecaceae
Source: RefSeq, a predicted model, not a curated record
CUCACUCUUGCUUCCCGCUUCCCACGCUCUUCCCUUCUCCUCCUUUUAUCUCCUAUGCGAUAUCUCCAACUCCCCAGGGUCACCGCGGAUAACCCGACCUCGCCAUCCUCCCUCCUGAUCUUUCCUCUACCGUCCGAUCCGGCCAUGGACCCCGUGAAGGCGGAGAAGGAGACCGCGAUGCGGCGCUACCGCCGCCUCCGGAAGAUCGCGAAGCUCUUCCAUCUCCUCCUCGAGGCCUUCGCCGCCCUCCUCUUCCUCUCCUGGUUCUCCGCCCGCCUACCCGCCGCCGCCCGCUUCUCCGGCGACUUCCUCCGCCGCCUCGCCGCCGUCAUCCUCAGCCCCCGCUUCGUCUUCCUCCUCGGCAACGCCAUCGUCCUCGUCCUCUUCGCCAAGUCCCGCCACCUCGCCUCCUCCGCCGACGGCAGCGAUGGCGACCUCUAUGACCAGUUCCUCGAGUCCCGCCGCCGGAUCGGCUUCUCCCCGCCGCCGCCAACGCCGACGGUGGCUUCGCCGGAGGAAGUCGUGUUCGAGGACAAGGCGGUGUGCAUGGAGAGCCGCCCGUGCCGGAGGAGCCGGUCGGAGAAGAUCGAGCGCCGGCGGAGAUCGGUGGAGCUCCGGCGUGUGGUGUCGGAUGUGGGGCCGAACGGAGAGAAGCCUCCGCCACCGCCACCCGCGGUGGCGACGGCAGAGGUGAAGGAGGACUCGGAGACGAGCGCCGACGACGCGGAGGAGUUCCGGCGCACGAUAGAGGCGUUCAUCGCCAAGCAGGUGAGGUUUCUUCGCGAGGAGUCGAUGGCGGUCGUCUCUGCCGAAGAACCGCAGGAUCACCGGAACGCCAUAUUUUAAAAUAACAAAAUUAUAUAAAAUAAUCUGAGAAAAAAAAAUGGGAUUUUUAACCCUUUUUUUUUUCUCUCUUUUUCCUUUUUUUCCCUCCGAUAAAGCUGUACCUUUCUCUGUACAGACCGUACUGGAGUGAGGAAAAUGGAGGAAAUUGCCCUUGUGAAUUAGUACUAAUCUUGUUUAAUGAGAGGAUAUGUUCGUAAAUUUGCGAUCAUUUUAAUAUCAAAGAGCGAUUUAGUAGGCCGUAAAAUCCCAUAUUUGUAUUCGAAUUUUUGCCAUCCGCCUGACCGCCGAGGUAAUGAUGCCAAGCUUGCACACUGAAGGAUGCAGUAUGGAGUCUCCUCGGAAACCUGGGUUCCACUGAGUUGACGUCAGACGGCCGUAUGAUAUCUAUACGAAAGAACUUGGGUUUAACAUGUACUUAUGCUAAUUAUUAUUAUAAUUAAUGAUUUGCCCUUGUUAAUUAGGAAAAUCGUGUGGGUCUUGUUAAGAAUGGGAAUGACUUGUGGCGCACGAAUGCGGAUUUUUGGGUGGGAGAGAGAGAGAGAGAGGGAAGAGGGAGAAAGAGGAAUGGAUUCUAAAAUCUUUGUUCAUAUAUUCUCUGGUAAGCCCACAUGCCCUUUUGUUUCCCA